UGAUUUCAAGUUUCGAAGAUUUAUUUUGCCUCAGUGGAAUCAGAAAAGGAGUGCGAUGGCAGUAGUGACAAAAUCCGUCCCAGCUAAGCGACAUAUCUGUGUUUGGACAUUCCCCGAGGGUUCUACGCCAGCCGUAAGAGUACUAGUCGAAGAAGGAAAGAUAAGAGCAGAUAAUUUGAUCCGAAUAGCGGCGAAAACUUUAGGAAUAUUCGAAUGCAGCCUUCAGUUUUUUAGUCUUUUCAAAGGAAUCGAACGUCCGCUACGAAAAUACGGCAACAACGAGAUGAUUUAUUUACCUUGUAAAGACAUAAUCUCGAUACAGAGAUGGUCCUUUGAUGUUGCUAGGGAGAAAAAGCUCCUAAAGACAGACGCUGGUGCGAAUCGUCUGUUUGCCUUGCAGUGCAAAGYUGAUAUCAAGGCUGGGCGGAUUAAACCAAAACCCGAAGAUAUUCCAGUACUCCAGGAAUAUUUAAACCCACAGUUUCCUUGUGAGAAGCAGUUUGUUGAGAAGUGCCAGACGUUGUAUGGGUAUGCGUCGGUGCAUUUUACCAACUGCACGGUACAGAACGAUUUAUCUGUUAAGGAGCUUAAACUGAGAGAGGGGUCCAGUUUGACCCUCAUUGCAAACCCAAAGGGUCUCAUAUUCAAAACAGAAAAAUUGGUAUUCUUCGCUCCUUGGAGGAAAAUUCGUCGCUGGUCCCAAGUACAAGGAAACAGCGUCCAUUUUGAGAUUUUCUUUACAGACGAGAUGAGGUUUGAAUGGAUCGAGGUAGAAAGUGACCAGACGGCUUUCCUCAUGGAAGUCGUGGCAGAAUUUGUGUACAUAAUGAAGAAAGAAUCAGAAGAACCGACAUUUAAGCUACCAAAAUGGUUAAAAAACAAAUCGGAGAAUCGUUUAACUUGGAAGUUGAUUAAAAACGAGCUUUUCUCACCGAAGAAGGAAGAAGAUGAGGAGGAAGAGGAAGAGCCACCGGAGGAGGAAGAAUUCAUUAAUCGUUUCGAUAACCUGCAUGAUGAGGUGAGCUCGGAUGAGGAUUCAGAUGACGAAUUGGCAGCCACUGCAUCGGCUUCAUCCAGGAGUAAACCCUGCUACAAACCAAGUUGAUCAAUAACUACACGUUAAAUGUACUGUAAAUGUAAUUGGCUUCAAUCAUGUUGAUCAAAAUCAUUCUUUGAAGAAGGGGUUUAACGGCCCAUUAUGGGCCAAUAGAAUGAAAAGAAAGGGAUGCCACAGGUAAGAUAUUGGGACCAAUAUUGUUUGUUUCUUUUCGAUCCCAACCAUUAAAUUGUGACAGAUCGAUCUUGAAAAAUCCUUUUGCGAGGAAGGRGUGCGGGUUUAUUACCUCCUUAAGGGCCAAGAAGACAAAGGAAAAAGGGGGAGCCACAGAGUAAGAUAUUGGGACCUCAAUUUGUUUUGAAGGUAAGAAUUACGAAGCCUGAAGAAAAGAUUUAAAAUUUACUGCAAACUUUACAGGUUAAAAACAAUGUGGGAG
Molecule: messenger RNA, 1493 nt
Organism: Actinia tenebrosa (Australian red waratah sea anemone)
Lineage: Eukaryota; Metazoa; Cnidaria; Anthozoa; Actiniaria; Actiniidae
Source: RefSeq, a predicted model, not a curated record